AUGUCAGGAAGAGGAAAGGGAGGGAAGGGUUUGGGAAAGGGAGGAGCGAAACGCCACCGAAAGGUUUUGAGGGACAACAUCCAGGGGAUCACCAAACCCGCCAUUCGUCGUCUCGCUCGGCGUGGCGGCGUCAAGCGCAUCAGCGGCCUCAUAUACGAAGAGACUCGUGGUGUUCUCAAAAUCUUCCUGGAAAAUGUCAUUCGCGACGCUGUGACCUACACAGAACAUGCUCGCCGUAAGACCGUCACUGCCAUGGAUGUCGUCUACGCCCUCAAGAGGCAGGGCAGGACUCUAUAUGGUUUCGGUG
Messenger RNA from Sphenostylis stenocarpa, 307 nucleotides. The record is from the annotation of a GenBank genome assembly. Lineage: Eukaryota; Viridiplantae; Streptophyta; Magnoliopsida; Fabales; Fabaceae.